Temnothorax curvispinosus is the source of this 4425-nucleotide messenger RNA. Its product is annotated as zinc finger protein 787-like. NCBI's taxonomy places the organism in Eukaryota, Metazoa, Arthropoda, Insecta, Hymenoptera, Formicidae. Gene Ontology annotation, molecular function: DNA-binding transcription factor activity, RNA polymerase II-specific; RNA polymerase II cis-regulatory region sequence-specific DNA binding. Gene Ontology annotation, biological process: regulation of DNA-templated transcription. The record is from RefSeq and is a predicted model, not a curated record. The coding region runs from base 228 to 1766 and encodes 512 amino acids. The transcript is spliced from 3 exons.
UGCCGAAGCGAACGCAACCCCCGUGCGUCACUCGACGUACACGCUUCCAAAACGGAUCGUAAUUCUUCCUCUUGAUACCGUGUCCAUCGAUUCUUCUUCGUCUUCGCGUUGUCACCCCUUUACUAUAAGUAGUAGUCGGUGCGAUUGUUAGUGUGUUAGUUUGUGAAUCUUGAGUUGAUAAGCAUGACUUGUGUGCUCUGAGGAGAAAACUCGAGGAGACGAGGAAGAUGCCGCGAGCGUUCCUGAUCACGCAUCGCAGAUACAACGGUGUGGAAGAAGAGAUCGCAGGAUCUGAAAGAGAUUUCAGUCCCGAGAGAAGCGUGAGACUGGCCGAUUACAGCGGCGGUCAACCAACUUCCGAUGGCGCCAGCGAGUGCGGUAGCGAAACGUCGUCCGAGUGUCCCGAGGAGCUGUACAACCUGACGAAACUGGCGGAGGUGAGCCUGGCAGCGGCGGCGGGCACCUUAAUUCAUCACAGCAAUGUCAUCUAUCAGCGACCGGCGUCGCCUAGGAUCGCGCAGUAUCCCGCGGAGGCGAGUAGAACUCUUGGGUCUCGGCCUACUGUCCAAGUGAUGGGAAACCAGGACCAAGUCCUGGGCGAACGGACGAGACUCUUCUUCGAGCGGAUUGAGAGCGAGAGGGAGAUCCUGGAGACUCGGUCCGGAGAGAACGCCGCCUUGGAGAUUCGCCUCUCGCCGCGGCAUUCUCCUUGCUCCUCGCAGGAGGAAUCGUGUCACUCGAAAGUAUCGGUCGUUCCCGAUAUCGGCGUUGAUCCGGCAUCCGUACCUUCGACCGCGUCGAUCCAAGGUCGCAGAACGGCCGCCGUGGAUCCCAAGCCGGAGGACAACGAGGAUCACGAGUGUCCCGACUGCGGCAAGAAAUACUCGACCUCCUCGAAUCUGGCCAGACAUCGUCAGACGCACAGAUCGCUGGGCGAUAAAAAGGCCAGGAGGUGCCCGCACUGCGACAAGGUCUAUGUCAGCAUGCCGGCGUUCAGCAUGCACGUGAGGACCCACAAUCAGGGAUGCAAGUGCCACUAUUGCGGCAAGUGUUUCUCCAGGCCGUGGCUGCUGCAGGGACACAUACGCACGCAUACAGGUGAGAAACCUUUCAAGUGCACCAUUUGCAACAAAGCCUUUGCUGACAAGUCAAACUUACGAGCUCACAUACAAACGCACUCGAACACCAAACCUCAUGUGUGUGGUCGUUGUGGCAAGGCUUUCGCCCUGAAAUCGUACCUCUACAAGCACGAGGAAUCGUCCUGCAUGCGUGCCCAUCACCGACCGUCCACGGACAAGCCCGAUCAGAUCGAGCAGCAAAGAACAUCGUCUACGGUGAAACCGAGUGCUCCAUUAUCGUCGUCCUUGAAUAGAUCGCAAACGACGUCGUGCGUCACGGCGUCGCCCACCAGCGUCAUAGUUCCUCGAUUGGGGCACGAGCGUGACCAAAAAGACUCGUCGUCGGCGUUCUCCGCGAUCAUCAGGCACACCAGGACGUCAGACGCGACGGCACCGUCGAAACGACCCUGCAGAGAGAAGACACCUUCGGACGAUCCAGAGAGCCCCGAUUUGGUGACUAAGGAUCCGGAAUACGUGUCCAGAAUGGUCAUCAGAACAUCGGUGAUAUCACCCAAUCCGGAGCACCUGCAUCUCCGUUUCGAAAAUGACGUUAAGAGUUCCUCGACUACGUUCGAUUAUCCCGAUCCGACGAGAUCCUCGUCCUUUUCGAGACCCGCCACGAUGACUUUGAACCUGGCCAUCGCUUGAAAAUCGGUCGAUACCUAGCGAUCAAAUCAAGUUGGUCAAUCGAUAAAGAGAUAUCAUUUAACUUCGUACUUAUUUUAGCACGAAUUUUUACGAGAUUCACAAAACUCGAUUGGAAAUUUCAAUUAGAUAGAGAUUUCAGGGUAUUCUAGAACUUAAAACAACUCGUUUUUUUUUUGUAGGAUAUUAAAGCAAGUUUAGAAAUUUCUUCAAUUAUUCAUUAAAAAAUCAAUCAAAACAAUCAGAUUUCGUUCCUUACGAGAUUAUAUUACUAAUUGUAAGAGAUUUAAUUCAGAAAUUGAAGAAAAUUUGAAUUGUUACAGCGACUGUACAGAAUGUCACAAAAUUGCUGACGUUCUUUUUAAUCAUAAGCUUUUUUGACUUUAAAACGUGGAUCUUUUCUCAUUGACAAUUUGAUUCAAAUUAAAAGAUUAAUCUUAUAUGCGAUUACUGAUUGAUGAACAAUUUCGAUUCGUUUUCACAUUAUCAAGAAUUGUAUGACUGUAUGACGGUCAAUUUUCCUUUAUCGCAUUAAUUCGUCUUAAUUCUAUACAAUUAAACAAAGAUUACGUCUGAUAAUGCUGGAUAACAUUGCGAAUUAGAAAGAAUCGAUAGAGUAUUGUGUAUGAUAUUAUUCCAAGCAUCUUCCGAAUUAGGGACCAUUUAGCAAUUAGUCAUAAUAAUGUUAAAUUUGUAAGCGUGUUUAAUUUAGCGCGAAUCACAUUGAUGUAAAGUCGUGCCUUACAUAAGUAUCGGGCUGCGUUUUAGCAUGCACGCGACUCGAUAUACUAUGAUAUAGUCCCGACGGAAUUGGCGUGCACGGAUGAACGCGUGGAAAGAAAUUUUCGAGAGCGUCUAUUAAACGCCAAACUCGUGACCUUAUCUAUUUAAAGACGUAGCGUCGCUAUCGCGCGGCGUUAAGCGAUUGAGAUUGAUCAUCGACACGGACUGAACUUGCAAGUGCCAUCGUGUUUAUUAUUUUAGGAUUAAAUGAGAUUCUCUGAGGCUCUUCGAGGCAGCUACCAAGCUAUGUAAGAUGUAAAUACGUACGAAUGACAGGUGCGCGAAAUGUAGCGAACCCCAGAGUUCGAGGAUGUAAAGAUAUCUUUGUCCUACAUGACCGAGCGGAAAGUUUUUACGUUUUAUCGUAUAAUACACGAUCGUAAGUCGACGAAGAGAGCGAUGCAGCAUUCGCCGUGGUUCGUUGUUGCUUUCGAGAAAGAAUUUUCAAAAACGCAACCGCACGUCGGGAUGCAAGUUGGACGUUCUCAAAAGCGAAGGCGUGUAUCUGUGAUUCGGGAUUGCGCAACCGGAAUUGCCGCAAAAAGUCGGCUGCAGGCAAUGCGAUCACCUGCCAAAAAUAUAUAGAAAUAAAAAAAAAUAUAUAUAUACAUACAAUAUUAUAUAUUUCAUAUCAUAGAGAUAAGUUUAGACCCAGUGGUCGUUUACUAGUGUACCCACCUGUUAUGUGAUGAAUUUUGCUGUAUUAAUUCUAUACAAUUAGAAUAUCGUGUGUGUAACGUCCAACGAACGUUAUCCAGCCGAGCGCAUCGUUCAGAGCCGUACUGUAGGUUGCCAGCAGCGUUCUCCAGCAGCGAAUUUAAUCAUAGCGGCGAUAAAUAAGCCUUCUUCUUACGUUUGUUUGCGGUGCCAGAGAUUGGUGUCCGGUCAGAGUGUCGAACUAGUCGAAUCCGUUUCGCCAUCGUGAACGCAAUCUGCCGUCAUGGAAAAACUUGCUUUUAAUUCAUCGUCGCGACGAACGUUAUCUCCGAUUGACGAUAUUAAAUGUCCCCUUUUUCAAGGAUUGAACGGACGGCAAGAUCACGCGGAUUAUGCGAGUGGCGACGGUUAUAAUAAAGAUUUCGUGUAGGUGUAACAAUGUUUUAGCGCGUUACAAGAUUGACCGCCGCGAUUCGCCGAGGAAUCCGCUCGAGUCGUAAUAAUUGUAAUUAAUUGACGAGCGAUUCGGACACACGUGCGUCCUAGUCAUUCGAUAGAUCGCCCAUGGACGAGAAUAGGGAUCUAGCGAUUAAGCACGUAGUCGCGUUGACCACAUGUUGUAAAUAGCAUUCCCACUUUUACGUAUUAGAUUUUAGUUGCGCGCGUGAAGGAGAGACGUUGGACGUAGUCGUUUUUUAGAUAACGAUUUAUUACAACCGUUGUAUUAUACGUGCUAUUUGUACACCGGAGUGCCUAUGCGAAACAUUUAUCCACAUCUUUUUUUACGAAUUGUAAAAGUUUUAUCUAUCGAAAGAAUAAUACACGAAGUGAUACAUGUACAUGUUCAGAAACACGUUUGAAUUAACUUUUUGUCCUCUCCUGUCCAACUUUUCAAUUCCUGUAAUCCUGUAAUCUCUGUUGCGCGAUGAGAAAUUAUAAAAGUUGUAUUAAAUAAUUUAAUUCCACGCCUAUCGGAUUGCAACACGCGCGUUCGUAUAAAGCUUUCCGUUCAAUACACUCUCUCGCUUCGCCUUUUUAUUUAUUGAACUCAUUAUCGCGCCGAUGAACCAUGCGAUCAUUAGCUACGCUUGGUAGUAGGAUAAACAGCGACUAACUGUGUUUAACAAAUAGAUUGGACUUCAGUAAUUAGGCCAACGAAAGCGAAAGUGACUAACUCGAUAAGACAAGUUAACUCAAUGUCGCUUGCGAUUGAUGAAUAUUU